This is a messenger RNA of Scaptodrosophila lebanonensis, 5464 nucleotides long. RefSeq names its product E3 ubiquitin-protein ligase listerin (gene Ltn1). Lineage: Eukaryota; Metazoa; Arthropoda; Insecta; Diptera; Drosophilidae. Gene Ontology annotation, biological process: rescue of stalled cytosolic ribosome; ribosome-associated ubiquitin-dependent protein catabolic process. Gene Ontology annotation, molecular function: ubiquitin protein ligase activity; ribosomal large subunit binding. The coding region runs from base 86 to 5326 and encodes 1746 amino acids. The transcript has 14 exons. The record is from RefSeq and is a predicted model, not a curated record. Gene Ontology annotation, cellular component: RQC complex; cytosol.
AUCUGGCAUCGUGUGCGCCUCGUCAUUUGUUUUUGUGUUGUUCUUUUUUUUAAAGAUUCGUUAAAUUAGUAGUAAACGUGAAGCAAUGGGUGGAAAAACUAAACAAGCACAACGUACAAAAAACAACACAAAACCUUCUAGCAGCCGCCGGACUGCUGAACUCUUGGGUGCUAGCACUACGCCAUUUGUUAGUUUUUCUGCUUUUACAGAAGGAUUGCCUAUUACUUCAGGCUUCGGAUGUGUCGAGCAAUCGCUUGAUGCCAACAUCAGUCCUCAAACACAAAUAAUACUACGCAAACUAUCCAAGAAGGAUCCUAUGACAAAAAAGAAAGCCCUGCAAGAGCUGCUUGAGGUAAUCUCCGAAUCAGAAUUGGAUACGUUGAAGAGCAUACUGCCGCUGUGGCCCAAAUACUACUACAACUUGGCAAAUGACAUUGAACACAAUGUGCGCGAACUGGCGCAGACGGUGCUGCAGCUUUUAAUGUCCAAAUGCAAACGAGCUAUGGCUCCAUAUCUGAAGCAGUUAGUACCUGUUUGGUUGGCAAGUCAUUUUGAUAACUAUGCACCGGCGGCCAGCAUAGCGUGCAAUUCUUUUCGCGAAACAUUUACCGGCACUUCGAAUCGAACCCAAGAGGUUUGCUUGCAUUGUCAAACAGAAAUACUCGAGUUCAUUACGCGCAAUUUGACAUUUCAUACGGCCGCUACGCUAUCCGUAGGCAAGAGCCUGACACCAGAGGAGGCAGAGCAAAAGCUUCAAAGGGUUGUGAUUAGUAGUCUAAGAUGCCUAUCAUUUUUCUUGGAACAUACCUCGCAGGCUGAAGAUUUAACGCAGGUGAAGCAGGGCCUGAUCGCGUUGUUGGAACAAAAUAAAUUUUGGAGCUUUGCCAAGAAUAAAAUUCCGGCCAUCAAGGCUGCCUGGUUCGAAUGUGUUUAUCACAUAAUACUGUCGCCGGAUCUAGUUGAAAUUGUCAUACCAAAAAAAUCGCAACUGAUUACAACCACUUUUCAGUACAUAGACGACGCAGAUCCUUUGGUCGCGCCACAUGUUUGGGGCUGCGUGUUGCUUCUGCAAAGUAACUUCGAUGAUUGGUACACGCCGCUCAACAUUCGCAAGGCCUUGUUGCCCAAAUUGUCAUCGCUGUUGCGCAAUGCGUUCAACCAUAACGCUCAGGCUAUUUGCCCCAAUCUGUUACCAUUUUUGUCCAAAAUAACUGACGCCAGCUUGCAAGAUGUUGAUCUCUAUGAAUUUUACAUUAGGUUCUUUAGCGAUAUGAAACUGGCGAUAACCGAAAAGUUUAAUCCGCCACUCUCAAAGUCAGAAUGUGCUGUGAUCAACAACGCCUACUUCGAAUGUUUGCGUUUUUGUAUGCAGCAGAUCAACAAUAAUGCGGACCGCACCACUGAAUUGGACGUAUUUGCACAUAAACUUCUGCAACAGCAGUUGUUGGAGCCCAUUGCUUUGUUGCUCCAUAAUGAAAAUGGACAUCUGAAGUUUUUCUUUCAGCACAGCUCUGCCCUAAUGGCCUUUUGGGAUCGUCAGUGUGUUAAUGAUGUCGAUAGAGACUCUCUCUAUGCUCAAUUGCUUAAUAAGUUCUGGACUAAAGUUUUCCAACUAGUCACAGAAGAACUAGAAACAGAUGUGAUCGAUGAGGAUCUAUUAUCCCAUGUCUUGCUGCUAUUGCAGGAGUUGUAUGUUGCCAAUCCCAGUCUGGAAACACAGUCAGUUAAGUUUGUCGAAGCGAGCAAAGAGGAAAGAAGCCAAAUAGAUCCUGCAGAGUCAAGCAAAGUUACCAAAAAGGGUAACGGGAGUGCAUCCUUUAUACAAAAAGAACUAAAACAACUGGUGGGCAAGCUGGUGCGCAUAUGUCUGGAUAAGGCCAGUGCUCAAAAGUCAUCACGCUUCGUUCGAGAGCUCCGCACUUUGACUAAAAUGUUUACCGAUGUGUCAUUCUUUGAGAGCCUCACUGACCAGGGCGACUUGCACGCUACUCUGGACAAGUUUGUUGCGUUGCUAUCACAGCCAAACGACGAGUACUGCGAUUCUUUAGUGGACAUUGUAUUUGAGAUAUUGGCGCUACAGCAGCCGUUGGAUCGUUUAGACUACAUUGCGCAAAAGCUACUUCAGUUAAAAAAUCAUCGCGUACAACAUCUGGUGCUGCAUCGACUGCUAAGCUAUCCUCUAUGCGCGGAGCCUGCCAUCCGUGAAAUGUUGACCUCACAGGCUACUUGUGCGACCAUUGCACGCAUUGCUGAGGAAGUCGUGGUAGAUGGCAAUCGGGAAAAGUUGAAUUUGUUACACAAAUGCUUCUUUCAAACGGACACUGGAGAUAUUUUAAUUAAUGCUUCCACUGUAGAUACAAUUUUACUGACGAUGAGCAGUCCACUAGAGCAGGCGCCUGCCAGCGAAACGGUUGAAAUGUGUGGAAGCUUCAUUGCACAGAUCAUGCCUGUUAUAUGCAGCAAUGACAACUCUUCGAUAGGAGUACGUCAAAAAAUAUUUCUGCGCCUUUACCGAUUCAGUUUAGAGUUCAGGUCAGGCGACUAUCUUUCCGAGGACACGCUGUGGGAGAUUACAACUUGCUGGCAGGAUGCACUUUCCAGCAAAGACAUAGAAAUUGAUGAUAUGCUCCUGGAAAGUUGCGCACGUAUUAUACAAGAACUGGCUUAUGUGGACGUCCUAGGUUUUAGGUCAGUGGAAGACAUGUCGGAAGCCAUAGCCAAGUUUGUCAUAUGCUCCACAGAAAAUAUAGAGGAAGAAGCGGAGCGUAUAAAGCGUAUAGAUGAGACCAUUGUGGCGCUCUUCACAUCUGAUGAGAACAGCCCCAAGAACAUCAUGCAAUUUGAGCAGCAUUGUGUCUAUUUAGAAUCGCUGCACUCUGUGGUUACUGCCGGCGUGCCUUUUGAUUGCGCAGCUCAGGACCCAGAAAAGAUUUCAGCACUGCUCCGACGAACCGCAAUCAAUUUUGCAACAUUGUGCAAGCUCGUGUGUCGUGUGGACAAUGCUGUAACUGACCAAAAUCAGACAGUUGAAGCGGAGAAUGAGCUUACGGAUGAUUACUGUGAUCCUAAUGCAAAUCUACUCCUGCACAGGAGUGAGCCUCUCAUUUCGGAGCUUCUGAAGUGUGUUCACGUAGCAGUAGCGGCAGACGCUUGGCUGGAAAUUUCAUUACAAUUAGAUAGGGCUGACGAGGAUUUGGUGCUCGGUCUAUCAGAGAAGCUGCGCAGCUUUCUGGGCAAUAGCAGUGAGAUUGCGGGCGCAGUUAAGGAUCGGUUGUUGCAGGCGGCAUUGCAGCAGUCAAGUGUAAUCAAUUGUCGAGCCUUGAGCUACUUUGUGCAUUACUCGCAGUAUGCGGCAUUUGAAGAUAAUGCCACAAUUUUGCUUCACGAAGAUUUGGCGGAGACGCUGGUGUUGCAAAAAGCCCUGAAGGCUUAUGUCAUGGCAUUGCAGUACCUGCUGCCGAAAUUGUCUCAAAAAUCAUUGGGCUUGAACAGUGCUAUAAUGCGCACGGAACCACCAGAUAUGUGGGUGAAAGCGGCAGUGUUUCGUUGUAUGCUGCUCAACAAUUUUGAUUCCGACUUGAACGAGAAAAGCGAUCGCAAUAUCAUCGCAUCGACUUUGCAAUUCAUUACAAGUGUUAACGAGCAGCAGUUUGCCCAGAAAGAGCUUCUGCACUACAAUAUAGAAAUAUGUGAACAACCAUAUGAAUCCGUGCUGAACACUGUAGAGUACAUAAAAUUGCUCAAUGAGGUCCUGCAACGUUUUCCUUAUGAGCUGACUAUGAAAAAUUGGGAUGCUAUUCGGAUUGGCCUUGGUUCCUGGGUACUGACUGUAUCGAAAUCCAUCCAGAACUAUCGUGAUCCAAAAACUUCCUUCUUUAUUGUCGCUGUUUAUCAAUUGUUUGCUACGCUCGUUACAUUUGUUCGCUCGGAAAAGCAGAAGAGCUCCACUGAAACGCUAAAAACAGUCAUUGACGAAUGGGAAAACUUGUUUGCCCGCGAAGUCAAUGUAGUGCUCUUUAAAUCCUAUUAUGAGAUCACACAUGAUGUUGAAGUAGAGCCCGAUUUUCGUGCUUGCUACGAGGCCUUGUUGGAGCUCAUCACCCCCACGAUUGAGUUCGUCGACUAUGGUUUUGUAUAUGCGUUUUGUAAAAGCCCUGCUUCCAAAAAAAUUAGUCUGGAUCACUUGUGCAACUUUCUGCUGAAACAACUAUAUUUUAAACAGCAUUGUGUCCGAAUAAAUGCUGUGUAUGCGAUACGCCAACUUACAUCGCACUUUGUGGCCGAUGAUGUAGAAUUGAACGACAAGCAAACUGAUAAUAUCGAUGGCACCUCGGCGUUAAGUAAAUGGCAUUUUCUUAAUCGCUUUGAGGAUUACUUAAGUCGUUAUGAAGCAAUCAUACACAAAUACUUAAGCGAGUUUAAUUUCAAGCUUACUGAACUAGAGGACCUGCAGCCAAUUGACAGUCACGAGGCCUACAGCUACUUGUUACUGUGGGAAUGCAUAAUUAACGCUUGCGCCAAGUCGCCAGUAGCACUGCGCUCUAUUUACACAAACUGGUUGAUUGAAAACAAAUAUGAAGAGAGUUUUCUACAUUUUCUCUUCCGUGCGAUGCCUGUAGAUAUACUGAGAAAUCAUGGUGCCAAGGUCCACAGCAAUGGCGUGUAUAAGGAGCUCAGCUGGAGCCAGUUGAAAGAUCGUAAACUCUCACUUGAGCGCUAUGUCUGCCAUUUGUACACGGAGGUGCUUCGGAAGCUGCCCGCCGUUGUGCGAAAGUGGUGGAACACUAGCCAGUCGCGGCAAAAGAAUUUUGUAGACAAUCUAACUACAAACUAUGUCAGCUCGUUGAUUUGUAGCGAAGAGCUGAAGGCGAUUGCUAAUCGUAAGGAGAAGCACGAGAAUAUGCAGGUAACUGUGCACACAUCAACACGCGAGGUUCUAGCUGUUUAUGCUAUUGAUGAAGCGCGCAUGGAGCUAGUCAUUACAUUGGCGCCCAACUAUCCCUUGGGGGCCGUUAAAGUGGAGUGCGGGAAACAAAUUGGCGGCCGAGCCUCCUCACGAAAUGUAGGCAUGCAGUUAACCAUCUUUCUGACACAUCAGAAUGGCACCAUAUAUGACGGCUUAACGCUAUGGAAAAAUAACUUGGAUAAAAAGUUCGAGGGGGUCGAGGAGUGCUACGUUUGCUAUACGGUCAUACAUCAGGACACCUGUCAGCUGCCAAAGUUGACGUGUAAGACAUGUAAAAAGAAAUUUCAUGGACCUUGUUUGUACAAAUGGUUCACUACGAGCAGCAAAUCUACGUGCCCCAUAUGCCGAAAUGUCUUCUAAUUAUCAAUCGUUUACAAUAGCAGCACGGCACGUAUUAGGUUGGCACACCCCCACAUAGUUAAUAGUUAAAUUUUGGUUAUACUUAUUAUAUUAAAACAGCAAUAAAACCACUAGGGAAAUAAUCUGAAAGAGUUAAAA